CAAUCCAAAUAUUCCAAAAAAACAAAAAAAAAAUCAAAUUUUAUGAUCCAUAUGGCCACUCUAUUCUCUCCCUCUGCUCUCUUCUCCAACUCCAACAACACCGCCACUCCAACCACCGCAAGACCACCUCAAACUCCACCGGCAGCCAAAACCCACCUCCCAUUCGCCUCCACCAAGUCCCCCAUCGCCACCUUAGCUUCCACCUUGGCCGCAACCGCCGCCGCCGCCACCCUCCUCUCCUCUUCCCCACCACCCGCACUAGCUGACCCCACCUUUCAAAUCUACUACGGCACGGCAGCCAGCGCUGCCAACUACGGUGGUUACGGUGGCAAUUCCAACAAGCAAGACUCAGCUGAGUAUGUCUACGACGUGCCUCAGGGCUGGAAAGAGCGUUUAGUAUCAAAAGUCGAAAAGGGUACAAAUGGAACUGACAGUGAGUUUUAUAACCCAAAGAAGAGAACAGAGAAAGAGUAUUUGACAUUCCUAUCUGGGUUCAGGCAGCUAGCGCCGAAGGAUGUGGUUUUGAACAAUUUGGCUUUGUCUGAUGUGGAUUUGCAGGACUUGAUAGCCAGUGCUGAUCAGAUCUCGUCGGAGGAGACGAAAGACGAAAAGGGUCAGCUUUAUUACACUUAUGAGAUCGAUGGUGUGGCUGCACACAGCUUAAUCUCAGUUACUUGUGCCAAUAACAAACUCUAUGCUCAUUUCGUUAAUGCUCCAACAACAGAGUGGAAUAAAGACAAAGACAUGUUGAAGCAUGUUCAUGAGUCUUUUAAAACUGUUGGUUCUUUUUGAGUUUGAUAAUUUUUCUCUUUCUCUUUUGGAAAAUUUUGUCUUUGAGGCAUCAUAAAAGAUCUCAUUCCACGGCCUCUCUUUAUUUUCUUAUUGUGUUAUAAGAAGCUGAGGCUCAAAGAGAAUUUGAUGUGAGGUUGUGAGACAGCAUAAUAUUUGGCAUGGUGAGAGCUCAUGAAUCACAAGUAUAUAUUACUAUUAUAUAUAUAUAUAUAUAUAUGUAAAUGUAGGAAUGGAGUAUAUUGGGAAAGACAUGUUUGUGAA
This is a messenger RNA of Humulus lupulus (European hop), 1053 nucleotides long. Its product is annotated as thylakoid lumenal 19 kDa protein, chloroplastic. The transcript is spliced from 2 exons. The coding region runs from base 43 to 792 and encodes 249 amino acids. The record is from RefSeq and is a predicted model, not a curated record. NCBI's taxonomy places the organism in Eukaryota, Viridiplantae, Streptophyta, Magnoliopsida, Rosales, Cannabaceae.